Messenger RNA from Spinacia oleracea (spinach), 1399 nucleotides. Its product is annotated as protein RGF1 INDUCIBLE TRANSCRIPTION FACTOR 1. The transcript is spliced from 5 exons. NCBI's taxonomy places the organism in Eukaryota, Viridiplantae, Streptophyta, Magnoliopsida, Caryophyllales, Amaranthaceae. The record is from RefSeq and is a predicted model, not a curated record. Bases 385 to 1149 code for a protein of 254 amino acids.
UGAGUCAUCAUGUUUAACGCCAAAGAAUGGUCGCUUUGCAAACCCAAAUUGGCAUUUAUCUGUCCUACUCAUCCUCAUCCCCAUCCCAGAUUCCCAGCUGCCCAGCUGCAGCAAUCGUACUAUAGUACUAUACCCCCCAAACCCCAGCACCAACACCCAAACCAGAAGUAGAGCGAUGAGAGAGAAAAAGCCACACAAUUUCAUCCAAUAAUACGACAAUCGCCUUUCGUACUCUCCUGAUUUUUCAGAUUACGCACCCACAAAUAUACAUACACACACAUUCCCUCAACAUUCACCAAUUUUACCUUCCUCCAUUUCUCUUUCUUUCUCUCUCCUCACUACUCUGUAAUUCUUAUACUGAAAUUUUAAAAAAGUAAUCAAAUUAUGCAGGUUGGUCUUCGUCCAAUUCCCAAAUGGUUGGAUGCUCUGCUUCAUGAGAAAUUCUUUGAGCCCUGUUCGGUACACUCUGAUAUUUCUGAUAAGAAAACUGAGAAAAACCUCUUCUGCUUCGACUGCUGUGCUAGUGUUUGUCCUAAAUGCCUCUUUCGCCACCGCAAACACGUCCUUCUUCAGGCGAGAAGAUAUGUGUAUAAUGAUGUUCUUAAAUUGUCUGAUGCUGAAAAACUAAUGGAUUGUUCUGGUAUUCAAGGAUACAUAACAAACAGUGCAAAAGUGGUAUUUUUAAGGCAAAGACCAAUGAGUCGAUUAUACAGAACCCCAACUUCUGGAAACUUCUGCUCCACCUGCAAUCGUAGUCUACAAGAACCUUUCCUUUUCUGCUGUCUCUCUUGCAAGGUGGAACAUAUAAUUGCAACCCAAGGGAGCUUGAGAAUCAACGUUUCAGAUCACAAAAUGUUGGGGUUUUCCGACAUUGACGAGUUUCAAGUUGUUACGCCUGACUCGGUCCUUGACUCGCCCGGUUCGAUUCCCACUUCAUCCGGUUCAACUUCAAGCAGUGACCUUCGAACCGCUCUGGUUUGUACUGCGACUACAGAGAUUGUGAGGAAGAAGCGGAGUAGUCUUUCAUGUUCACCUCGACCGACUUUGAACCAGCCUUCUGUGUGUCGACCACCUCAACCGGCUGAUCACAAUCAUAAUUCUAUGAACCGAAGAAAAAAAGGCGUCCCGAACCGGUCUCCACUCUGCUGAAAGAAAGUAAAGUUUCUGAACAGUCUCACCAAAAAGAAAGGAAAAAGAAAAGCAAAAAGAAUUUUAUGAAGAGUGAAGUAAUUGGUUGGUUUUUCAGUAAAAAGUUUUUACUAUUUUUAGGAUGAGGGAAGUAAAUUUUUAUUACUUUCCUAAUUUUGUAAAUGAGAUUGAAAAAGGUUACUGAUUUGGCACCUCUAUGAAGUAAAUUUGAUUCAUUAGGGAACCUAAAUCCAAUUGGUAUAGUUAUCGA